AUGUUUAUCCCUGUUGCUGUCAUUAAGGGUUUUCUAAGAUCCAAAACAUGACGACGUAGUCUAAAACUUUAGAACCUCAAAAGUCACAAUCACAAACAACCGUAUCCACCCUCCCAAUUCCCAUUACCAAAAACCAAACAAAAAAGAAACAAACCUAUAGUUAUCAUUAUCAACAAACCCAACACACACAAAAAUGGGAAUAGUAGAAGAAGCACACAACGUGAAAAUCUUAGGAACAGGCACACGGUUCAUAGUUCUAGCUCACGGAUUCGGCACAGACCAAUCUGUAUGGAAGCACCUCGUACCUCAUCUUCUAGAACAAUUUCGUGUCAUACUUUACGACAACAUGGGAGCUGGUACAACUAAUCCGGAUUACUUCGACUUCGAACGUUACUCAACGUUAGAAGGCUAUGCUUAUGAUUUACUAGCAAUCUUACAAGAAGUUGGAGUUGAUUCUUGUAUCUUUGUUGGUCAUUCGGUUUCUGCUAUGAUAGGAACUGUUGCAUCGAUUUCUCGUCCUGAUUUGUUUGCCAAAAUCAUCAUGGUAUCUGCUUCCCCAAGGUAUUUGAACGACAGUAAUUACUUCGGAGGAUUCGAACAAGAAGAUUUAGAUCAAUUAUUCAACGCUAUGGCAUCAAAUUACAAAUCAUGGUGUUCAGGCUUUGCUCCAAUGGCCAUUGGAGGGGACAUGGAGUCAGUGGCAGUACAAGAAUUCAGUAGAACAUUGUUCAACAUGAGACCCGACAUAGCACUAAGCGUGUUACAAACAAUUUUCAAAAGUGACAUGAGACAAAUAUUAUGUCUCGUCACUGUCCCAUGUCACAUAAUACAAAGUAUGAAGGACUUGGCUGUUCCGGUCGUGGUGGCGGAGUAUCUCCACCAACACGUCGGCGCCGAGUCCAUUGUCGAGGUGAUGUCGACGGAGGGUCAUUUACCGCAGUUGAGCUCGCCGGAUGUUGUUAUUCCGGUGAUACUAAAACACAUUCUUCAUGAUAUUGAAGCUUAAUGUUAAUUAAUGUGUGGUUGGUGUGUGUUUGUGGUGCAUGAUUGUAUUGUUUAGGUUUUAAUAAAGAAAUAAAAUAUUGAAAGAGACAAAGAGAGUUGCUUUUUGUUUUGUGUCUUUUUCGUAGAUGACCAAGAGAAAUGGGGUUGGCAACACAUGGUUUCAUAUCAAUUAUGCAUUGUUGUUUAUUGUAUAUUAGUUUUUAAUUUAGUUUAGUUUUGGUAGGUGGUGAUACCAUUUGAUAGGUAUUGGUAUCAAUUGUUGUCAUCUAUGUAUUAAUAAUGUGGAGAUGGAGGCUGUAAAUAAUGAAUAAAUAGUUUGUUGUCUUGUUAUCA
Vicia villosa (hairy vetch) is the source of this 1338-nucleotide messenger RNA. RefSeq names its product probable esterase D14L. The coding region runs from base 194 to 1006 and encodes 270 amino acids. The record is from RefSeq and is a predicted model, not a curated record. Gene Ontology annotation, biological process: response to karrikin. Lineage: Eukaryota; Viridiplantae; Streptophyta; Magnoliopsida; Fabales; Fabaceae. The transcript is spliced from 2 exons.